This is a messenger RNA of Habropoda laboriosa, 1661 nucleotides long. RefSeq names its product riboflavin transporter 2-like. The record is from RefSeq and is a predicted model, not a curated record. Gene Ontology annotation, biological process: riboflavin transport. Gene Ontology annotation, molecular function: riboflavin transmembrane transporter activity. The transcript has a single exon. NCBI's taxonomy places the organism in Eukaryota, Metazoa, Arthropoda, Insecta, Hymenoptera, Apidae. Bases 1 to 1365 code for a protein of 454 amino acids. Gene Ontology annotation, cellular component: plasma membrane.
AUGGUAGAUGUAACACAUGAAUCAAAGAGAUGUAAUGGAAAAUCAUAUAUUGUUGUGCAUCUUCUUAUAAUAUUAUUUGGUAUAUCUGCUUGGAUUGGUAUCAAUGGAAUAUUUAUUCAAAUACCAGUGCUUAUCAAUACUUCUCCAGAAGGUUGGGCUUUACCAACUUAUCUAGUAUUAGUAAUACAGACUGCAAAUUUUGGACCUUUACUUUAUACAAUUUUACAAUACUUUCAAUGCAAAAUAAAUGAACCAUGGUGGAUAGUAUGUUUGUUGGCAUCAGGAUCUUCUGCAAUGGGACUUCUGAGUUUCUUUUAUUCUGAAAUAACUAUUAUUAAUGGUGUUCAAUAUAGUUUGGUAUUAUUUGUCUUGACAUUUUUCAAUGCUUUAGUAGGUUGCUUUAGUUCUGUAUUAUUUAUGCCGUAUCUUCGCAAUUUUAAUGAAAGAUUUUUAAUAUCCUAUUUCAUAGGAGAAGGAUUAAGCGGUGUAUUGCCGAGUGUAAUUGCUUUGAUACAAGGAGUUGAAGAUAAUACAGAAUGCGCGACUUUUAAAAAUAAUACACAUGUGGAAUCUCCUUCAGAUUCGUUUAGCUUAAACUUUUCUCCAAGUGAAUAUUUCCUUUUUAUUUUUAUCAUCCUAUUUUUAUCUUUGACUGCUUUUGCCAUUGUAGAAUACUCUCCAUUUCUUCAGAACUCAAAACACAUUCAUAAAUCUGUUAGUACAGUGUUUGAUGAAAAACAAAUUAAUGUUUCCCAUAAUCAUGCUUCUGAUGGUGUACAAAGAACAAAACAUUAUUCAUUAGAAAGAGAUUCAUUUCUUCAUGAUAAUAGUAAGUACUUAACAAAACAGAUGCGAAAUUAUUUAUUCAUAUUACUAGCUAUUUGCUGCUUUUUUAGCAAUGGUUUCUUUCCUAGUAUACAAUCUUACUCUUGCCUGCCAUAUGGAAAUACAGCAUAUAAAUUAUCAGUUACCUUUGCUCAAUUUGCAAACCCACUUGUAUGCUUAUUAGCAUUUUGGUUUAAAGUAUCUAACAUAAAAAUUAUCAAUUAUUUAUCUAUAGUAUGUUUGGCUAUUGGCAGUUAUGUUACAUAUUUAGCAUUAGUGUCUCGUUCACCACCUCUACAAGAAACAAAAUUAGGCAUUUAUUUAGUUAUCAUAUCAUGGACACUAUUAAUGGGAUUAAUUUCUUAUUUAAAAUUAAUUAUUGUAUCAGUAUUUAGAAGUACAAUGUUCCCAAAAAUACUCUUUUAUGCUGGUGUAAUUAUGCAAGCAGGUUCUGCAAGUGGUGCAAUAUUUUCAUUUGUAACAAUUAACUUCACAAAUUACUUUGAAAUGCAUGAUAAUUGUGCUUUAAUGGAUAACUGAUACAUUGUAAAUGUGUUAUGUACACUUAUAUAAUUAUAAAAAGAGGAAGAACAAAUUUAAAUGUUCUAUGUGUGGCAUGUAUGAAAUGGUAAUUAUAAUAGCACUUUUAUUGAGACAAAAGUAUAAAUAUGUACAUACUAAAAGUAUGUAUAAAUAUAUUUAUAUGAUUGUACAUAUGUGUCUGCAUUUAUGAAUGAACAUAUAAUGAAUGUAGAGAAAUGAGUAAUACAAAGAAAUUGUAAAAAUGCCGAAUGAAUGUUAACAGAUUAUACACGUAAAAAGAAAUAUCCAAAAAU